GUUUAGUGCAAGAUAAUCUCCAGUAAAGUCCGAUUAAAGAUAGUUCGAGGGUCUCCAAUGAGGUAGAUGGCCGGUCAGGAUCGCUCUCUGGUUGGUGAGGGGAUGGCUCAGUUGCCUGAUAACAGAUAGGACGAAACUGUCCCUGAACCUGGUUCUAGAGGUGAAGGAGCAGAAAAUACAGAGCAAUGGUUGCUUCUAAAAUAUGUUGAUGUCUUGCCAGAGAUACUCCAUGAACACUUCCAGACAGUUGUCUGUGCUUGUUCGAAAUUAACUUUGUUCCUACCCUCAAGCCAGUCUUCUUUGAAAGCCAAUUUUAAUCAACCUUGCAGCACAUAACAUUAACUUGGUAAAGAUAUCUACAAAACAGGAACCAGAAGCCCAUUUGUCUGACUCUGCCAAUCCAACUGCACCAUGUCAGCAUACAGUAUAUGACUUUGUAUGUUGACCCCAUCAGAAUAUCUAGGAUUAGGUCAGGAUAACACUGGUCAGACAGCUGCAUCUUGCAUUAUGAAUGAUGGCUCUUAGAGUGGUGGGGGACUGAGCAAGGAUAAAGAGUGAUCUUUAAAAAUGUCAUCCGUCUAUCGUCAACCUGCACGCAAUACUUGAGAACAAUACGCAGCCACAAAGAGCUGCUGAUGCUGGAAUCUUGAGCAGAACACGAAGUGCUGGAGUAACUCAGCAGGUCAGGCAGCAUCUGUGGAGGAAAUGAAGAGGCAACAUUUUUGAUUGAGACCCAAGUCUGAAGGGUCCCGACACGAAACGUCGCCUGUCCAUUCCCUCAACAAAUGCUGCUGAUCCGCUGAAAUACUGCAUCAUUUUGUGUUUUGCUUAAUACUUGACAACGCUUGUGAAAAUUCAAUGAGAUCUAAAUUAACUUAAUAUUCACCUUUCGCCUUUACAGCCAUUCCUCUCCCUUCAAAUAAAUGGUGUAAUUUAGAACGGGCUCGCCAGGCAGAUUUCUUCAUCAGGUCCUCACAGUGAACUUGCAAACCUGCCAGUGGAGUCCAUGAGAAGUCCAAUAUUGGAAUCCAGUCAGAAAAUCACUGGCAAAGAGUGACCUGUGCAUUCUAGUGGGACUCCUGCACUUGGUGGUAAUUCUGUAUAAGAUUCAAUUCAAUGUAGCAAAGUUGAUCCACAUCUUCAAUUAGUUUGCGCGCGUGACCGAGCGCCGGUGGACGAGCGUGGCUGCGGCGGCGGCGCGCGCGGAGAUGUCCGGCAAUCGGGGCGGCGCGUGGACCAGAGCCUGGGAGCUCGCGCCACCCCGGCGCUGCAGAGCAUUUAAAGGAAGCACGCUGCAUGCAGCGCGCCAAGCCCAAGUCUAAACACAUUUUAUAUAUAUAUAAACUACAGAGGACCUAAAUGGCUUUUUCAAUCACUUAUCUGGCCCUCUUGAUAAGUUGGAAUAUUGUCUCCGCGCAGACCUAUCACUGCCCCAAGAUCUGCCGCUGUUCCACUCAGUUUGUAAAAUGCACAAAGAAAACUGCAGCCGGUGUCCCAGCUGCGAUUUUACGCAGCUACUCCAGCCUGAGGUUUACUCAUCUACCACUGAGAAAGAUCCAAAGACAUUCUUUUGAAGGACUUAGCAAUAUUAUAAGAAUUGAUAUUUCUCAGAGUGAUUCCUUGGAGAGAAUUGAGACUCAAGCUUUUGUUGAUCUUAAGGACUUGAUGGAACUUUCAAUUCAGAAUACAAAGCACCUGGUGAAAAUUGACCAAGAAGCUUUCAGCAAUCUACCACAGCUAAGAUACUUGAGCAUUUGCAAUACUGGAGUAGGACUCUUUCCUGAUCUGACGCACAUCCACUCUAUUGCAUCCAGUUUUAUUCUGGAAAUAUGUGACAACCUGCGUCUUCUAUCAAUCCCAGAAAAUGCAUUUCAAGGAAUGAACAAUGAAUCCUUAACAUUGAAGCUGUAUAAAAAUGGAUUUGAAGAGGUGCAGAGCCAUGCAUUCAAUGCAACAAAGCUGGAUAAGUUGGAACUUAAUGAUAAUAAAAACCUAAGAAUUAUACACAACGAUGCUUUCAAUGGAGCUAUUGGACCAGAUGUAUUAGAUGUUUCUUCAACAGCACUUGAGUAUCUUCCAUCUAAUGGGUUGGAGUUCAUUCAAAAACUUACUGCACGCUUUACGUACUCACUGAAACGAUUCCCAUCACUGGAAAAGUUUGUUAAUUUGAUAGAAGCAAAUUUGACAUACCCCAGCCACUGCUGCGCCUUCAAAAACUGGGAGAAAUCGAAUGGGCAGAAUUCCAUACCCAUGCUUUUAUACAACUUUUCGAAGUUUUGUGAAGCUCAAACAAGAAAAGUAACCACAGAUCAGGACUUCAUCACCAGCUAUGAACAGAAUAAAAUAUAUUUUGGGGAUGACUAUUCUAAUCCACCAUCACAGCAUCUGGGUCAGCAAAGCAGGCAGAAUUUGUCUGCUGGAAUGAAGAAAUACCCUUCCUCACAGAAUGCAUCACAUUCUCCAGACAAUAAUCUUGAUAAUGAAUAUGAACAUUUAGAAGAUAUUUACGAAAACGCAGUAUCAUUUGAUUAUGGAUUUUGCCAUGCCAAGGUAGAUCUUGUUUGUACUCCAGAACCAGAUGCCUUCAAUCCAUGCGAGGAUAUAAUGGGAUAUAACGUUCUCAGAGUUCUAAUAUGGUUCAUCAACAUCCUUGCUAUUUUGGGUAACUUUGCUGUUUUUAUUGUUUUGGUGGUAAGUCAGAAUAAGCUCACAGUCCCACGGUUCCUCAUGUGCAAUCUUGCUCUUGCAGACCUUUGUAUGGGUCUCUAUUUGCUACUCAUUGCCUCUGUUGAUCUGAGCACCAAGAGUCAGUAUUACAACUAUGCAAUAGACUGGCAGACUGGUGCAGGAUGUGCUAGUGCUGGUUUCUUCACUGUUUUUGCAAGUGAGCUCUCUGUGUAUACUCUGAUGGUGAUCACCUUUGAAAGGUGGCAUACAAUUACCCACGCCAUGCAAUUAGACAGAAAGAUACGUUUGAGACAUGCUGUGGCACUCAUGGUUGGAGGCUGGGUGUUCUCUCUUGUUGUAGCAACACUGCCACUUGUAGGAAUUAGCAAUUACAUGAAAGUUAGCAUUUGUUUGCCCAUGGAUAUAGAAACUCCAGUAUCCCAGGGUUAUGUUAUAUUCUUGUUGGCAUUGAAUGUUCUAGCCUUUAUUAUCAUUUGUGUAUGUUAUAUUAAAAUAUAUUUAGCUGUGAAAAAUCCUGACUUUGUUUCUAAAAAUAGUGACACAAAGAUUGCCAAACGAAUGGCAAUACUAAUCUUUACAGAUUUUGUGUGUAUGGCUCCUAUAUCAUUUUUUGCUAUUUCAGCAGCUUUUAAGUCUCCACUUAUUACAGUUACUAAUGCUAAAAUUCUGUUGGUAUUGUUUUACCCACUGAACUCUUGUGCUAAUCCAUUCCUUUACGCAAUCUUUACAAAAGCAUUCAGAAGGGAUUUCUUCAUUUUGUUGAGUAAGUUUGGCUAUUGUGAAAUACAGGCACAAAUUUAUAAAACAGACAAUUCAAACUCAAGGAGUGGCACCAAAGAAAGUUUAGGUGCAGUUGUCAAGCUGGCAACAUUUCAUGAUGAGCAAUUCCCAGUCAACACAACGGAUAAAUAUCCUCACAAAGAAUGCUGACACAUUUCAUAGUUUACAGUCUUGACUACAGAAGGUGCCACAUCCACAGGUCUCAGCAGCAAUGCAUUACCUCUCCUGGGUGUCCAUUUUGGCAAAUGUGAACCCAAGACCUAAAUAUUGGUACACUAGUGAAGGAUGCCAAAACUGAUGCAGCAAACAGAGGAAGGUACCCUGGUUGAUUUUUCAGUUCCUAGCCCAGGAGACAAGUUGCCACAUGACAGAGAAGAGUUAACAGCUUCAACCAAAGAUCAAGCAUUUGAAUCCCGUGAAAUUGCUAAUAGACUUGUCCCCAAUUGAGCAGCAAAAAUAAAAUCUAUGUAAUGGGUUUUACCUGGCAAAACAAUGGAUGAACAUUUUUACUGGAAAAAUAAAAGAACAAAAAUAAGUAAAUUAUUUUUCAUCCAUAUUAUUUUAGUGCACUUUAUGCUUGGAAAGGUUCCCCGAUUUAGGAAGCAGUUUAAUGAGUGGUUGCAUCAACAACAUUAAUUAUCUUGUCCAGCUACCAUGGGAAAGGAAUCUGUCAGAUUUGAAGGUCAUUGGUUAUCUGCAUGGCAAGUUCGUGGAUGGAAAGUUCAGUCAGCAGUCCUGCACGGGGAUGGAAAUUUGGGACAAGAUUCAGGCCAUCCAGACAAUGGUUCUACCGACUUUGUGAAUAAAGUGGAUGGGGACUCUAUGAUUAGUUUAGUUUAAAGGCACAGCAUGGAAACAGGUUCUUCAGCCAACCAAGUCAAUGACUAGCAUCAUCUCUACCAUACCAAUUCUAUGUUAUCCCAUGUACGUAUCUACACACCGGGGACAAAUUACAGAUGCCAAUUAACUUACACACACGCAUGACAUUGGGAUGUGGGUGGUAUCCGGAGCACCUGUAGGAAACCCACAGGGAGAACAUGAUGCAAUAGGAUUCCAAUUUGCAGAAAUGUGUUCAGCUCCUGUGCGACUCAGGCAAACAACGGUUUCCUCGAUAUCCUGCAGCUCCACUCUUGCUCCCCCUCCCCCCCAGUCGUAACAGGGACAGAGUCCCCUUUGUCCCCACCUUCCACCUCAUCGGUCAUCGCAUACAGCACAUAAUCCUCUGACAUUUUCGCCACCUUCAACGGGAUUCCACCACUAGCCACAUCUUCCCAUCUCCACCCCUUUCCGCAGGGACCGUUCCCUCCGCCACUCCCUGGUCAACUCGUCCCUUGCCAUCUAAACCACCCCCUUCCUAGGUACUUUCCCCUGCAACUGCAGGAGAUGCAACACCUUUCCCUUUACCUCCACCUCCAACCUCGACUCCGUCCAAGAACCCCAACAGUCCUUUCAGGUGAGGCAGAGGUUCACAUGCACCUCCUCCAACCUCAUCUACCGUAUCCGUUGUUCCAGGUGUGGACGCCUAUAUAUCAGCGAGACCAAGCGCAGGAUCGGCGAUCGUUUCGCUGAACACUUCCGCUCAGUCCGCCUAAACCUACCUGAUCUCCUGGUUGCUAAACACUUUAACUCUCCCUCACAUUCCCACAUUGACCUUUCUCUCCUGGGCCUCCUCCAUUGUCAGAGUAAGGCCCAGUGCAAAUUGGAGGAACACCUCAUAAUUCGCUUGGGCAACUUACACCCCAGCUAUAUGAAUAUUGACUUCUCUAACUUCAAGUAACCGUUGCUUUCCCCCUCUCCAUCCCUCCCCCUUCCCAGUUCUUCGACCAGUCUUACUGUCUCCGACAAUAUUUUAUCUCUGCUUUGUUGUUACCUUCUCCCAGCUAACAAUGAUCUAUAUUUUCCUUGCUCUCCAUUCCCUUUGCCCUGUUUUCACACCUUCACACUUCCUUAUCUAUGUAUCUCCCUCGCCCCUGACAUCAGUCUGAAGAAGAGUCUCGACCCGAAACGUCAUCCAUUCCUUCUCCACAGAGAUGCUGCCUGUCCUGCUGAGUUACUCCAGCAUUUUGUGUUUAUCUUCAGCAUAUCUGGCAAACAAGACUGUUACCCCAAGACUAUGAUCACUCUUGUAAACUUGAAAGCAUGCAAAUCCAGGACUGUCAGUAUACUAUGCUCACCUCUUUGCCUCCUCUACCCAUGUGAUAUUCUUCAGUCCUUUAGAAUGGCAUUGCCAAACACCCUCAACUUUGACUUCCUGCAUAUUACUGACUCCCUUUGCUCCACCAUCGGUCUUCAGCUGCUCAGAUGCAAAUUUCUACGAUUUUCUCUUUGAACCUGUCCAUUUUUAAACUGCUUCUUAAAAUCAACCCCAUUGAUGAAGAUUUAUUGCACUGCCUCAAUGUGUGGUUUAAAAUAGUGUCUGCAAAAUCAGGCACUAAAGGAGACUUGGGAGAGAAGAGAAUAGGGAUGCUAAAAUUACAUACAAUUUUUUCAUUUGCAUUUUCAACCAUUGUCAGAGUAAGGCCCAGUUUAAAUAAUAUUGCAUUUUCAUUGUGAAAUGACUUUGUAAAGAUUAAAGUGCAUUUGUGUUUUCUCUUGGUGUUUUCCUUCUAUAAACAAUGAAGGAGGGCUGGAAUAGUUUACCCUCGAUCCACAUUGACAAGACGUGGUUCCUGCAGUUGUCAGUAACAUGUAAUUCCAUGGUUUUUAGAACCUCAAGUGAUAAAAAAUCUUCUCCAGUGGUCAGAGUCGUGAAAGUGCAAAUGAACCUCAUGGAGUAAGAGAUUAGAGUCAUAAAGUACAGAAACAGUCCCUUUGGCCCAAUUUGUCCAUGUCGAACAAGCCCCAUCUACACUAGUCUCGCCUGCCUACUAUCUUUCUAGAUCUUUCCUAUCCAUGUACUUGUCCAAAUGCAUUUUAAAUGAUGUUAUACUACCUGCCUCAACUACCUCCUCUGGCAACUCGUUCUAUAUACCCACCACACUGAGUGGAAAAAGCCCCUUAGGUCUCUAUUAAAUCUUUACCCUCUCAUCUUAAACCCUAUCUCCAAUGGUUCUUGAUUCUCCUACUCUUGGUAAAAUACUGCAAUUAACCUAUCUAUUCCCCUCAUGAUUUUACACCUUUAAGAUCACACUCCAAGGAAUAAAGUGCUAGCCUGCCCAACCUCUUCUGAUACCUCAAGCCUUCAAGUCCUGGCAGAUUUAAUUCCCAGUGCAAUGUGAGUUUGGUGUAGUCAAUAGAAAUAGCAAUACAGUUGUUAUUGUUCUCUUUUCACCUUUUUCUCUGCACAGAGAGCUCGAGAUUAGUCUUAGAUUGAGGAAAAUACAGGAAGACGAUACUGAAUUUGGAUGAAGCUAUAUGAUCAUAUUGAAUGACAGCAGAUUCCAAGGACAAAUGGUCUACUACUAGACUCAAUUUUCAUUGCCAGCUGGAAACAUACCUGAAUGGAUGAGAAUUCAGAUAACUUAAUUUUUAUGCACUGAUGCUCCAACAUUGUGUCAGCUAAUGAGUUUGAGAUGCAGCAGGUUUAAAAAUCAAUGGAAGCAAUGGCACUUUACUGAAAAACAAGGUUAUUUAAAACACAGCAAGGACACAAACUACAUAAAUAUUCCCAACAAAAGUGGUCAAAAUGUUUCAGUUGGAUGUAAAUUAUAGGCAUUUACAGUACAGUGCCAUCUCAGUAGUCACCAAACCUGUUCAGCAGAAUAAUUGUAUAACAAACCUUAUUCAUGCUGUCCUUACCUUCCACCUCAUCGGUCGUCGCAUACAGCACAUGUGACAGCACAAGAGCAAUGUGCAUUAAAUAAUAUGGAGACAGUGGGGGUGAGGUGGGACAAGAAGAACAAAAGAAAUGUAGUGGGAGAGAAGAAAAGAGAUUCAGGGAGAAUAGGUUACAGAAUGUUCAGCAUUCAAACGAGCCCUCUUCAGCACCCUGGUCACACCCAACCCUUUUAGCAAUUUAUUACUUGAAAAGCAAAAGACUGUAGAUACUUCAAAUCCAAAUUAAAGAAAACAACUCAGCACAUUAGGUAGCUUCAAUGUUUCAGCUCAAUAACAUUUUUCUUGAUUUCUAAAGUACUGUUGAUCUGAAACAUUAGUUCCGUUUUUCUCUUCACAGGCGUUGCCCAAGUUUGGUAAAUGCUCACAGGUCUGCUUAUAUAUUUCAAAAAGCUUGGGCACUUUAUGUCAUUGCCAUAUUUGUGUGGGCCAUCUCUAUCAAUAUUUAUUUUUUCGUUCAAUCGAAUACUGGGACUUCUGAUACUCAAAAGAACUGUCAAAGAGCUCACAGGGAUAUUUAAGUAAAUUGCCAGAUGAGGACCAAAGUAAAAAUCAGUUCUUCAUGUCCACCAGCGCCACCUAAAUACAUAUGUCUUUGAAUACAAGAGUUCCAAAUAUCACAAACAGGGAUGACACCAUUAUAAGAGCAGCUUUUUUGUCUUAAUUUUUUCCAUCAUUAGAGUUGAUCAUUAUUCACACUGACUUUCAUUUAAGAUUAUGGAGAAUGCCUUUCAAGAACCUACAGAAAUGUUACCAGGUGCUAAUGGAUUAGUCACAGUUUUCUAUGAGCAUAAAUAAUGAGAACCCUAUUACAAUUUACCAUCACCUUGUGUUUGCUGAAUAUAGAACUCUAAACACAUACUAAAAUGGAGCAUUGUUGUAAGAAUGUGAACAUCAUUCAACUGAGGAAAUAACAUCAUGGAAGUGAUGUAAUCCAUUCCAUAUUAUGUGGUAGUACUAUUUAAUGAAAUAUUGUAGAUGCGUAUAGUUUGGAAUGAGAGCCAGCCAGAACAUGUCAAGUGUGUUGAAUGAUAAGUAUUAAGCAGUUGUUACAGCUGUUCUAUGCAGGUGUACCCGUGUCCUUCAUUCACUUUUGACAUGAUUUAUAAAUGUUUUUUCACUAUGUGAAGGUCACACAUUUGCAAGAAAAACAAAAUCCUGAUAAAUAAUCAAUUGAUAUCAGAUUAAUGAAACAUUCCAAGGUGGUCAAUUAACUGAGAUUAUAACUGAUGAAUUUGCAGUUGCCUUUGAAGGAACAUUUAUUCAGAUUGUGCAGGAUUAUAAUAUUUGUUGAACAGAAUUAUAAAUAAAUCAUAAAUGUCACCAUGUUUUAAAGUGGACAUUGUACAUAUUCAGUCUUGUAUCAUUACUGUUUCCUGCAGUGAAUCUAUAACCACCAACAAAAUGUAUGUUUGUGCAUUUUAAGGAAAUGUAGAUUAUGGGGAUUCAUGUAUUGGAAUUUGUUGCUUUUUGUGAAAUUCAUGAAAAGAUUUAGAAAAUAGACUUAUUGUGCCAUUUUAAAGCAAAAUAAUUUUGCCACGAUUCAUUAAGUAUCAGACUUGUGUAUUAAAAUGUUAAUGAAGCAAUUAAUGUGACUUUUUUAAUUUUUUUUUAUAAAAGCUGGACAAACCAAUUUAUAGGACAUCAUGGAUGACUGAACAUGUCAGACUGAGGUAGCGAAGAUCAAUUGUCAAAUUGCUGAAAUAAUGGUGGACUUCAUGGCAUCACCAUACGAUUAAUCAGUCAGAAAUUGGAGCUCUCUUAAACACAACCAAUGAGUUAUCAGCAUUAAUGGCGUUUCUUAUUGACAGCGUUCUGCUAGGUAUAGGGUAGAAAACUCAUCCAAGUUAUUCACGAGUCAGUUGACAUCCCUUUCAAACUAGGGAGUGUAACCAUUCAAAAUAGAACAGUGAAAGUUCUUUAAUUAUCAGCAAAGGCAUCCUCUAGAUAUUAUUCCAUCUCAAAAUGUCCAAUUCAAUUUGUGAGCAAUUUGUAAAGCACAGCAGCAUAAUCAUUGUUACCUCUGCAAAAUUGGUACUGCAAAAUCUAUAAUGUUAAUUAAAGCUUUAAAAUUUAUUGCUCAGGAUCCGAGUCAACAACAGGGAGGAUGUUUUCAACAAAUUAGUGUUUAAGCAAUAAAACUAAACAGCAUUGCAAAAGGAUACCAUAUCAGAAUUCCACUUCAUUUUAAGGGGCCAAGAAAAAGUCUGGUGGCUUUUGCAACUAUUUCCAGAGGGAAGUUAUAAAGGGGUUAAUCGAUAAGAUAAACAAAUUCACUUCCUUUUCUGAGUUCUAAAGGCUGUUCGUUACCCUAAUAACUUUGUCCAAUUUGGUAGACUGGACAUCAUAGAUAAGAGUUGAAAUACUGUACUAACUUUCGUCAUGGCUAAUCCCACUGCAUGUGUUCAUGCCAUUAUCCUAGUCUAAAGCAACCAAGGAGCCCUAUUUAUGAUCAAGUCUGUUGAACAUAAUAAAUGGUUGGGACGGAAAAUGGAACAACAAUGACAGAGCAGGGGCCUGAUAUGACGACUUUAUGGUCUAGCCUAAUGUUUGUGUAAU
Leucoraja erinaceus (little skate) is the source of this 9801-nucleotide messenger RNA. Its product is annotated as lutropin-choriogonadotropic hormone receptor-like. Gene Ontology annotation, molecular function: thyroid-stimulating hormone receptor activity; luteinizing hormone receptor activity. The transcript is spliced from 11 exons. Gene Ontology annotation, biological process: ovulation cycle process; phospholipase C-activating G protein-coupled receptor signaling pathway; ovarian follicle development. The coding region runs from base 1360 to 3618 and encodes 752 amino acids. Gene Ontology annotation, cellular component: membrane. The record is from RefSeq and is a predicted model, not a curated record. NCBI's taxonomy places the organism in Eukaryota, Metazoa, Chordata, Chondrichthyes, Rajiformes, Rajidae.